Molecule: messenger RNA, 252 nt
Organism: Selaginella moellendorffii
Lineage: Eukaryota; Viridiplantae; Streptophyta; Lycopodiopsida; Selaginellales; Selaginellaceae
Product: FKBP12-interacting protein of 37 kDa-like
Exons: 3
Coding region: 10-252 (80 amino acids)
Biological process (GO): regulation of alternative mRNA splicing, via spliceosome
Cellular component (GO): nucleus
Source: RefSeq, a predicted model, not a curated record
UUUACACGUAUGAAGGAGCUGGAAAUUGCGGAAAAGAAGGCCAAAGAGCUGACUGACGAUCUCGCCGCUGUCCAGUUCACUCCGCACAGUAAAAACGGCAAAAUGCUCAUGGCAAAGUGUCGUACGCUGCAAGAGGAAAACGAAGAAAUAGGGAGGGAGGCUUCGGAGGGCAAGAUACAUGAUCUGGAAACAAGGCUGGCUGUUCAAAAGUCGUUGAGCUCUGAAUUGAAACGCGGUUAUCAAGGUUUGUAA